AUGAAUCCAUCAUGUCAAUUUUUUGUUCCUAUUGUAGUACGUCCAUCUGCUAAUUAUUCGUUUUCAGCUUCUACUGGUAAUUCUCCUUCUGAACAUCUUAUUGAUGAAGAAAGUCUUCCAGUUCCUCCUCGUUCAACACAGCCAGUACCAUUUGAUUCAGUUAAUUCAUGUUAUUAUGAUAAUUGUAUAUUUGAAAGUAAUGAAAGUGAAGAAGAAUGUCUUGAUGAUAGUUUAUUUGAUUCAGUUUUUUAA
This is a messenger RNA of Entamoeba nuttalli P19, 252 nucleotides long. RefSeq lists its product as hypothetical. The record is from RefSeq and is a predicted model, not a curated record. The coding region runs from base 1 to 252 and encodes 83 amino acids. The transcript has 2 exons. NCBI's taxonomy places the organism in Eukaryota, Evosea, Mastigamoebida, Endamoebidae.